UUUAUUACAACAGCAAAUUUUGUUAGUUCAACAAAUUGUAAGAGGCCAACAGAUAACCAAUAAAUUAUUAACAAAAUUAAUCAUGAGCAAUGGAGAAUCUAAACCCCAAUCAACAAUCAGACAAAAAUGUUCUGAACAUUUCAUUCUACCUGCUAAAUCUGUAGCUAAAGUGUGUGAUAUCGAAGAAAAAUUGCAAUUGUCUGCUUCACGACAACUAAUGAUCAGUAGAUUACAGCAAUGUGGGGGAAGAUCGCAGAAUGACACUACUACAUUGAUACUAAGAACAUUAUUAACAGACCAUUGCGCAUCUAACUACAACUUUGAAGGUCGAAACUCUGGAAAACAUGCUUUCGAAGAUUUGAUAAUGUUUAGUAUUGUACUUGUUGUAUCUGUUAGUGUAGAUUAUGUUGUAGGAGAUAUGACACAAAGUAAUACUUUAAAUACAAAAAUUGAAACAAAGAACGCACUAAUUAUGGGUUAUCAUAAGAAGUCCAGUUUUCGCUCGUUGAAAUCGGUAUUGAGAUUUGAGAGGCUGUUACUCUGGUGGCUGGUGUUCAUGCACUGA
Messenger RNA from Acyrthosiphon pisum (pea aphid), 565 nucleotides. RefSeq lists its product as uncharacterized. NCBI's taxonomy places the organism in Eukaryota, Metazoa, Arthropoda, Insecta, Hemiptera, Aphididae. The record is from RefSeq and is a predicted model, not a curated record. The coding region runs from base 83 to 565 and encodes 160 amino acids. The transcript has 3 exons.